AUGUUGGAGAGCCGGCCCAAGGCCGUGCUGGCCUUCCUUAGCAUAAUCAACCUCGUCAAUUACUGCGACCGCGGCGUCAUUCCCGGCGCGCCCAUCCAGUUUGGCUCGUUUGUCUCCUGCACGCUCGGCGUGGCGGCGUCGCAGCAGUCCGUGUACGUCGGCUUGAGCGUCUCCGCUUUUGUCGUGUGCUAUGCGAUCGCGUCGCCCAUCUGCGGGCAGCUGGUGCUCUCGCAGCCCGCCUUCCGCAUCCUCGGCAUCGGGCUCUCCAUCUGGGUUGCCGCGCUCCUCCUCUCUGGCCUCGCCUACUUUGCGGGCGACGCGCCGGGCGCCUUCCUGCUCUUCCUCGCCGGCCGCGCGCUCUCCGGGGUCGGCGAGGCGGCCUUCCAGUGCAUCGUGCCGCCCUACGUGGAGGACUUUGCGCCCGCGGCCUACAAGGGCCUCUGCCUCGCUCUCUUCUACACGGCCAUCCCGGUCGGCACUGCGAUCGGGUACGAGUUCGGCGCCCUGCUCGCAGAGGGGCCGGGCUGGGGGUGGGCCUUCCUCCUCGAGGCGGCGGCGAUGGCGCCCUUCGCAGCGCUCGCCUUUCGCCUCCCCCCCGCCUCGGCCCUCUCCGCGCGGCCGGCCGCCGCCGCCUCGCUGCUGGCCGCCGCGGCGCCGCUGCAGCAGCAGGAGGAGCCGCCGACCCCCUCCCCGCACGAGGCGGUGGCUGCUCUCUCCGCGCGGCCCGACGGCGCGGUCGGCGCCCCCGGCGGCAGCUGCGCCCCCGGCGGCCCGCGCGAGGCCGCGGUGACUCUCUGGGCGCAGCUCUCUCUCCUCCUCUCCUCGCCGUCGUACGUCUGCCUCGUGCUCGGGUACGCCGCCGAGACGGCGACCGUGAUCGGCAUCUCGACGUACGGGCCCGUCUUCCUGCUCGGCUUCGGCUCCUUCCACUCGCAGGCGGCCUGCUCCCUCGCCUUCGCCGGCGCCGUCUCGGUCGGGGGCGUGCUCGGCACGCCGCUCGGCGGCGUGCUCACCGAUACCGUCCUCUCGCGCGCCAAGCGAGCCGGCACGCCGCACAGCGCACAGCACGCGGCGGCGCGCGAGGCGGCCCUUGUGAGCGGCGUCAUCUGCCUGCUGAUGCUGUGCGGCCUCUUGUGCAUGGCGGCGGCCGCGGCGGUGGCGGCGACGCCCGAGCUGGUGACCCUCUUCCUCGUUCUGAUGUCGCUCGCCGUCUUCUUCAUCUACGGCACCUCGGCCGGCCUCAGCCGCGUCAUCAUGCUCACCGUGCCGAUGCAGACGCGCCCCUUCGCCCUCGCGCUCCAGACCCUCGGCCUCCACCUUUUUGGGGACGUGCCGUCGCCCGUCAUCAUCGGCGCCGUCAAGGACUCGCUCGCACCGCACUGCGGCAUUGUCUUUGGGAACGACACCGCCUCGGGCUGCGGCGGCGAGAGACCGCCCAGAGACCGCCCAGAGACCGCCCAGAGACCGCCCAGAGAGAGCCGAGGUGUGGCCGAGGUGUGGCCGAGGUGUGGCCGGCUUGCGGCGGCGCACACCCGCGCCGCAUCGGGCAGGAGACCGCCUCGCCGGAGCUCUGCCCCUUCCGCAUAGGCGCGGACCUCGGCCACCUCAACCCUCAGUGCGCCGCCUCUCCCGAGGACGUGCGCGGCCUGCACCUCACCAUCUGGAUCGCGGUGCUGUGGUCCAUCUGGGCGGUCGUGCUGUGGGCCGCAGCCUUCGGCUUGCUCCUGCGGCGAGCGAGGCGGAUCGGGGAGGGCGCGGCGGCGAGCGGGAGUGGCUGAUGCGCAGUGGGACUCACUCGGGCAGGGCGCCGGGCUGGGGCAGCAGAUGUGUGCAUCUCGAUGUGUGAACUGACACUUUUUGCCGUGUGUGCGGUGGGUGAGUAGUCACAUGCCGUCACCGCGGCCACACUGUCCCAUGCAGCAUGCAGUGUGUGAGACAGAGGGAGCGUGUCGCAGCGAGUCAUAUCUUAUAUACCUUUAUGGUG
Emiliania huxleyi CCMP1516 is the source of this 1984-nucleotide messenger RNA. RefSeq lists its product as hypothetical. Gene Ontology annotation, biological process: transmembrane transport. The record is from RefSeq and is a predicted model, not a curated record. Lineage: Eukaryota; Haptophyta; Isochrysidales; Noelaerhabdaceae. Gene Ontology annotation, molecular function: transmembrane transporter activity. The coding region runs from base 1 to 1587 and encodes 528 amino acids. Gene Ontology annotation, cellular component: membrane. The transcript is spliced from 9 exons.